This is a messenger RNA of Onthophagus taurus, 2385 nucleotides long. It is a transcript of the gene Crtc, whose product is annotated as CREB-regulated transcription coactivator. Gene Ontology annotation, molecular function: cAMP response element binding protein binding. Gene Ontology annotation, cellular component: cytoplasm; nucleus. NCBI's taxonomy places the organism in Eukaryota, Metazoa, Arthropoda, Insecta, Coleoptera, Scarabaeidae. Gene Ontology annotation, biological process: positive regulation of transcription by RNA polymerase II; protein homotetramerization. The record is from RefSeq and is a predicted model, not a curated record.
GGAUUACAUGACCCUGAAAGAGCGUCUGGUCGCGGUCUUCUGUGCAGUGCAGCAAGUUGUUAUACGAAUCAUGGCGAAUCCACGGAAGUUCAGUGAGAAAAUCGCGCUACACAACCACCGACAGGCCGAAGAAACAGCCAGGUUCGAGCAGAUCAUGAGGGAGGUGUCGGACGCUACCGCCAGGGUAGCACCAGAUAGACAAGCACAGUCAAAGCAUACACUGCGAAUCAGCAACCAAACGCUCGGUUCUUUCAGGGGCGGCUCAUUGCCGAACGUCUCCGCAGGCACAACUACAGUUAAAACGCCCCCCAGAGCAUCAGACUCCUCCACCAAGCCUGACGAAAUAUCUCUUUCUCACGCAAAUAUGGUUAGUAGUCAUGGUCAUAGUCACAGUCAUAGAGAGAGUAGGGCGAGAUCACAGGGUGGACCGAUUAGAAGACAAGAUAGGAAACAUGAUAAUUCACCAUACUCGACGGGUUUGUUUUUGAGUCCACCACCGGAUACCAGUUGGAGACGAACGAACAGUGACUCGGCACUACACCAGAGCGCAAUGCAGGGUAUGAACAACGAGAGGAAUGACUCAUCCGGUAAUCGGUGGCUUGUGCAAUCGAUGAACGGUCCAGAUCAACAUGAUGGGCGGCCUAAGUCCAGUUGUGAGGUCCCUAGAGUACCAGGAAUAAACAUUUAUCCGUCUGUUCAUGAGCCUGGAACAAUACAAAUUCCAAUAGGGAAUAAUACAGGCUCUCUACCUGACUUAACAAGUGUACAUUUUCCGUCGCCAAUUCCGACACCCCUUGAUCAAGAUGGAGAUCAAGGUAGUUCGCCCUAUAGUUCUAGUCCUGUAAAUACGAGUCCGUCAACGUUAUCCCCAACGAGUCUGCAACACGGUGUGCGGCAUCCCGCGCAAUUUCAUUUUGUAAAUCCUCCAACGUCACCUCACCAUCAGCAGAACCAUUUAUCAGUUCCAAAUUCUAGGUAUCAUUUACAUCACAAUAAGAAUUUACCAAUUGACAAGAAUUUAACGGGUAUAGAUGGGACUGAUUAUACACAACUUGCGAAUAUGAUGUAUCAACAACCACAAAAAGUGCCCGCAUCAUCUCCUUCACCAACGUUACAGCAAGCUGGUUAUCGAAGUAAUAGGCCUAGUCCGCAAUCUUCCCCUGGAUUAGGUGGUCAUCAUUCAGCACCUUGCAGUCCAGGAGCACCUAGUCCCUUAUCCAACGACUAUUCAAUAUUCUCCCCAGCCCAGUUACAACAACAUUUUGAGCAAUUCUCAAUGGGAGUGGACUGGGCACAACUGGUCGCCAGCCUGAUGGAAUCGGGCUGCGCGUGGAGCGCUCAAGUGCAGAUGGACACACCAGCGAAUACGGUUUCAUACGUGGAUCAAACGCACGUGUCGCAGUCGCAACAUCAGCAGCCAUUUACGGACGUAACUGUUAGCGCGCCCAUCGAACUGACCAACGACGCCGGGUACUAUAGUACUUCGCCACAAUUUGUGUAUCCUGCCACAUCGCCGAGUUUACACACGACACCAAAUACUCCAACAAGUAUACCAGAUAUUAUAUUAACAGAUUUUUCAGUGCCAGACGAUGUAAGUAAUAACGAUUUAUCAAAACAACUAGAUCUAUUAGAGCAAGAAACGUUACGAGAAAGUCUUGAACCGUUAGAUUUUGAUGAAAUACAAAAAUUAUCGGAAAGUGGGAUGAAUCUAAUACCGGAUAGUGUAGAAGAUAAUUUUCGGUUGGAUCGUUUGUAACCGUAUGUUUUUGUAGGACAUCACUGCCGAAGAAUUCUACGUAAAGAGACCUGCCGAAAAAACGUUUGGAUCAGAAAGAAGAGCGAAAGAAAAAGGAGAAGACGAAAAAGACGAAUCGUGUCGUGACCCAACGUAAAAAUAAUCUGACUCCAAGGCAUUUCUGAACAAUUUGAAAAUCUAUUCGAUGUGAUCGUUAGACUAUAGUGAUUUCUCUAUUAAGAUUACUAUUAUUCAAAUUUAAUAAUUACUACUGUAUGUGUAGACGAACGGAAACGAUGAUUCUGUGUCCGUCUGCGAACUUUUUCUAUGUAGUGUUCGAGUGUGCCAAUUAAAAACAUGGUCCUCACAAAUGACAGUUUUCUAAAACGAAACGGUUUCUCGGUCGUCAUCAAUCGUACAUACAUUUUCUCACUUCGCCGUUUUAGUGCAAUCGCUUUAAAGUGACUACUUUUUUUGCAAUAAAUUAUAAAAAUAGCUCACGUUAUCUUACGAAUUUUUUUGUAUGUUUUUUUUUGUUAAGUUUUUGACAUAUUUAAAGCAGAUUCUAUAUAUUUACCACAAAUAUAUAAUUCUUAACGAAUAUAUACACGGGGAUUUUUUUAUUUUCAAUAAAAAGAUUUGAGUUUUUA